AUGUCCUCGGCGAUCUCCAUGAAGGACGUCCUGUGCAACCAUUAUCAGAAUUUGCUUCCUGUGACUGGAUCCGUUGCUUGCAACAAUUACAUGCAUGCAUUGAUAUUUAUCAGAAUUUGCUGCAUGGAUGAUGCCGUAGCAACAAGGCUAUAUAUAUGCACCAUCGCCGUCCUCCUCGUCAUCCUUGUCUCGUCCGACGCUUCCACCCUAGAUCACAUGUGCAAGUUCGUCGACGCAACCAACAAGGACAUCGGCUACGACUACUGCAUCAAGUUCUUCCAAGCCGACAAAGCUAGCGCCACCGCCGACAACCGUGGCCUCGGCUACAUCGCCACGAAGCUCAGCCGCGCAGCAGCCUCGAACACCCUCAAGCGCAUCGAUACCCUCAUGGCUUCCGAGGGGGACAAGAAGAUCCAUGCGCGCCUCUCUGACUGCCGCGUGCUGUACUCAGCCGCGGUGAACUUGCUCAAGGUGGCGGCGAACCUCAACGCCGUGAUAUCGGACACCGAGACCUGCGAGAAUGGGUUCCGCGUGCUAGGCGUGACUUCACCACUGGCGGCCGAGGACGCCGUGUUCACCAAGGACUGCUCCAUCGCCCUUAUUAUAACGAGCACGUUCUGGUAGCUAGCAUGGCCAGCCCCCGUGGAUGUGUAGGUGAAUCUCGGUAACAGCUCUUGCUAGGAGGAGUCCAUGAUCAUUUGGAUCGAUCAAUAAACUCUUGGAGCCCACGAUUUCAGAUCAAUGAUUUUGAUAUUCUUUAUACAUACUUUGUUGGGAAAAUCUAACGAGUGGCAUGCGCAUCCUCGUCCUCCCAUGCGUCGGGGAGCUGUGAUCCGUGCGGACGCAUCACAUGGGUGCGGUCGA
Molecule: messenger RNA, 864 nt
Organism: Hordeum vulgare subsp. vulgare (domesticated barley)
Lineage: Eukaryota; Viridiplantae; Streptophyta; Magnoliopsida; Poales; Poaceae
Product: pectinesterase inhibitor 28-like
Exons: 2
Coding region: 1-624 (207 amino acids)
Molecular function (GO): enzyme inhibitor activity
Source: RefSeq, a predicted model, not a curated record